This is a messenger RNA of Oncorhynchus mykiss (rainbow trout), 3220 nucleotides long. The record is from RefSeq and is a predicted model, not a curated record. NCBI's taxonomy places the organism in Eukaryota, Metazoa, Chordata, Actinopteri, Salmoniformes, Salmonidae.
CACUGUGACGUAUAAUCUAGUGGACGGAACGCUUCUUCAACAACUGCAGCCACCUCGGUAGCUCGCCAGACAACAACGUCGGAACAUUCAAGUUCUUUAGACAAUUUCCUGGUUUAAUUUGCAACUAUGUUUUAAACAUACUUCUGUGUGAAAGAACUAGUUAUCCCAUUUAAUUUCGUAUUGGCGUUGUUGCUGUUAGCUGUCUGGUUAAGUUAGCACUAGUCUAGUCGCUAAUGCUAAUGAGCUAACAUCCCCGACCAUGAGUUUACUAAGCUACACUGAGAAUUGCUUGACGGAGAAAGGAAAUCUCAUGGGAGAGGAGACUGUUACCGUCAAGAAAGAAGUAGAAGGUGAGGCUGUUACAGUGAAAGAAGGGGAAGAGUCUUUCAGCGUGAAAGAGGAGGAGGAUGUUACAGUGAAGGAAGAGGAAGAUACAGUUUUUGUAAUGAAGGAGGAGGAUGGGGAGAUGACUGUCACAGUGAAAGAGGAGGAAGACGUUUUUGGAGUGAAGGAGGAAGAGGGGGAGAUUACUGUCACAUUAGAGGAGGACGAAGAAGAGAAGACUGGAGAACUGAUUAACACCAGUAAAUACAGAAAGAGACCAGCCUCUCACUCUGACAGCAGGAAGAGUCCUUCAGGGGAACCAGGCCCAGAGACUCCCAAACCAGCGAGACGACAUCACUGCUCCCUGUGUAAAAUGAGUUUUAAGUGGUCAUGGAAGCUGAAAGAGCAUAAAAGGACACACGUAGGAGAAAAGCCAUUCCAAUGCUCCCAGUGUGGAAAGAGUUUUACUUUGUUAGGGAGCCUGAACAAACAUAAGAGAAUACACACAGGAGAAAAGCCUUAUCACUGCUCCCAAUGUGGAAAUAAUUUUAUGUGGUUAGGGAGCCUGAACAAACAUAAGCGAAUACACUCGGGAGAGAAGCCUUUCCCCUGUUCCCAUUGUGGAAAGAAUUUUAGGUUGUUAGAUACCCUGAAGGAGCACGAGAGGACACACACAGGGGAAAAACCUUACCAUUGCUCCCAGUGUGGAAAUAGUUUUUCCCAGUUAGGGAACCUAAACAAACACAAAAAAAUACACUCUGGAGAGAAACCGUACCCCUGUUCCCAUUGUGGAAAGAAUUUUAGGUUGUUAGAUAAUCUGAAAGAGCAUGAGAGAACACACACAGGGGAGAAACCUUACCAAUGCUCCCAGUGUGGAAAGGAUUUUACCCAGUUAGGAAACCUAAAAAAGCAUGAGAUAAUCCACUCUAGAGAUAAGCCUUACCACUGCGCCCAUUGUGAAAAGAGAUUUACCCAGUUAGGGAGCCUGAACAAACAUAAGAGAAUACACUCUGGAGAGAAGCCUUACCCUUGUUCCCAUUGUGGGAAGAAUUUUAGGUUGUUAGAUAAUCUGAAGGAGCAUGAGAGGACACACACAGGGGAGAAACCUUACCAUUGCGCCCAGUGUGGAAAGGAUUUUACCAAGUUAGGGAACCUAAAAGAGCAUGAGAGGACACACACAGGGGAGAAGCCUUAUCACUGCUCCCAUUGUGGAAAGAGUUUUAUCCAGCUAGGGAACCUGAAUAAACAUAAGAGAAUACACUCUGGAGAGAAGCCUUACCCCUGUUCCCAGUGUGGAAAGAGUUUUACCCAGUUGGGGAACUUAAACAAACAUAAGAGAAUACACUCUGCAGAGAAGCCUUAACAUUGUUCCAAGUUAGGGAACCUGAAAAGGCAUGAGAACAUAAACACAGUUUGGAUAGAGUUUUAGUUCGGGAACCUAAUUGUGGAAAGACAUUUUCCCGGACAGAGAAUCUGAAAUCACAUGAGAGCAUAGACAAGACUAGUGUUCUGACUUAUGUUUUUGAGUGUUGUUUUUAUCAAAUCCCCCCCCCCCCCCCCCCUCCCCCUAAAUAGUCCUACUUUAGUUUUUUCCUCUUGAGACAUGAUUACAAUUACAAUAAAGUUACAAUUUAAAAUGUGUAUUUUAUUUUUAUUUUGGAUUGAUUGAAUAGAAAUAUGAACCCUCAGAUGUUAAUGAUAUGAUUUGGAAAGUUGUCAAAUGUAAUUAUUAAAUGGAGGACUAUAAAACGUAUCUGUAAGCCACCAUUUUAAAACAGGUUCUCUGGCAGAAAAUGCGUAUCAGCUAAUUACAAUCGGGGAUUUACUAGCAGGCUAAAUUGAAGCGGUUCUCAUCAGAUAACAUGGCACACGUUACAGCCCUAUGCUUGUGUUGGUUGCAGGAGCAGUACGCUGCUGUUUCCUGCUUGUGUUGGUUACAGGAGCAGUUCUCAUCAGAUAACAUGGCACACGUUACAGCCCUAUGCUUGUGUUGGUUGCAGGAGCAGUACGCUGCUGCUUGUGUUGGUUACAGGAGCAGUUCUCAUCAGAUAACAUGGCACACGUUACAGCCCUAUGCUUGUGUUGGUUGCAGGAGCAGUACGCUGCUGCUUGUGUUGGUUACAGGAGCAGUUCUCAUCAGAUAACAUGGCACACGUUACAGCCCUAUGCUUGUGUUGGUUGCAGGAGCAGUACGCUGCUGUUUCCUGCUCGGCAAAUAUCUCAGAAAAAGUACAAAUGUGAGCCCACAACCCAAAUGUAUCACAUAAGAAGUAGAUGGCGUAUCUCACAAUCGAUUGUCCGUCCCGAAUUUAGUGUGUUCACUGUGACAAAGUUGAUUAUUUUCAUAGCUUUGUGAUAUUCCACACAGUUGAGACUGCAAUACUGCCAUCUGUAGGAUGAUGAGACUGCAAUACCGCCAUCUGUAGGGUGAUAAUGAGACUGCAAUACUGCCAUCUGUAGGGUGAUAAUGAGACUGCAAUACUGCCAUCUGUAGGGUGAUAAUGAGACUGCAAUAGUGCCAUCUGUAGGGUGAUAAUGAGGCUGCAAUACUGCCAUCUGUAGGGUGAUAAUGAGACUGAAAUACUGCCAUCGGUAGGAUGAUAAUGACACUGCCAUCUGUAGGAUGAUAAUGAGACUGCAAUACUGCCAUCAGUAGGAUGAUAAUGACACUGCCAUCGGUAGGAUGAUAAUGACACUGCCAUCUGUAGGAUGAUAAUGAGACUGCAAUACUGCCAUCAGUAGGAUGAUAAUGACACUGCCAUCGGUAGGAUGAUAAUGACACUGCCAUCUGUAGGAUGAUAAAUGAGACUGCCAUCUGUAGGAUGAUAAUGAGAGUUAAACCUGUAAACAUACCAUAUUCUAAACAUUGGGUUUUAGGCUGGGUUUCUGUACAGCA